This is a messenger RNA of Polyodon spathula (Mississippi paddlefish), 1149 nucleotides long. RefSeq lists its product as uncharacterized. The record is from RefSeq and is a predicted model, not a curated record. The transcript is spliced from 2 exons. The coding region runs from base 1 to 795 and encodes 264 amino acids. Lineage: Eukaryota; Metazoa; Chordata; Actinopteri; Acipenseriformes; Polyodontidae.
AUGGCUUUGCUCUUUUGUCUAGGUUCUCUUGCCACGUCUGCAACCUGGAGCACCCAAAGUCCCUCUCUGUCUAGCCUAGUGCUAUCAGACCUGGGCCAGGGCUUUGUCCAGCUGCAGGACCACAGUGCAUCGGCCUCCUUGACUCUGGACCUUCAGCUGAGCAGCGGAGGGAACAAGGCAUUGCGCUCUGAAAUUGUCAACGAGUGUGCAGAGAGGCUGGGAGUGUCUGAGGCUGAGGGGGGUGCCUGGAGCCUGUCCUCCCUCUGCCACUCUCCCAACGCCUUGCUGUUUCCAUCCCAUGGGCUUCACAAUCUCUCCCUCCUAGCCUUGGAGCACGACCACAAGUUAGUGGGAACCCACACUCUGGAUAGCAAGGCCUCCACCCCAUGCCAGGGAGAGCACCACCCAAGUUCCUCCACGGAGAGCUCUGCCGAUCUCUCCUGUGUGGACCUCUCAGCCCUGCCACUAGCCUCCCAGCCCCUGUGGGAGGUCUCUUUGAUCCAGCAUUCCCAGGAUCCUUGCUCUCCCUUGGAGUCGACCCAGCACGAGAUGCCAGAGAUCUUUGGGGAGGCACCGGCAAGUGCGUCCUGGAGUCCUGGGGUAAAGAUCACACCCUCCUCCUUUGCUGAAAGCCUGUCCCUGCACUGGGCGGGCAUGAGGCCUCAAGUGAAUGAUGGUGGUUUGCGCUUCAGUUGUGAGAACCAGCAAUCCUGGAAGGAGAUGAUGGCACUGGGCUGCAGCAUCCGACCUUUCACCUUCUCCCAGGCCUCCCCUAACAACCAAUGGAAACUCUGAAAAGCUAGCUUGUUCCCCCUGCUCUGAAAGGAAUGCUCCUGGAUUUGGAAAUUAUAUUUGCCGUCAUGCAGGUUGGUGGUUGUGCUACAGUUUAAUGCAUGCCCUAAAAGUCUGUACAGUACUUGGUCCUUGCAAUACAUUCAAUAGAUACAUUUUAUAUCUUGCCCCUUUGUUCACAUGGCCUGUGAACAUGGAUGUUUUCCACAGGCCAGGAUCAGAGCGCUGAAGAGACUGACAAAUCUGUACAGUACUAUGGUACCUACGAGCAUCCAGGUUAUAAAGUCCUCCAAUUAAGUCUGUUUUGUUUUUAAUAAAUAAAAUAUUGUAUAAAUGUUUGAAAUAAAUACUGUUAAC